This is a messenger RNA of Ananas comosus (pineapple), 1945 nucleotides long. Its product is annotated as palmitoyl-acyl carrier protein thioesterase, chloroplastic-like. Gene Ontology annotation, biological process: fatty acid biosynthetic process. The record is from RefSeq and is a predicted model, not a curated record. Lineage: Eukaryota; Viridiplantae; Streptophyta; Magnoliopsida; Poales; Bromeliaceae. The coding region runs from base 278 to 1564 and encodes 428 amino acids. Gene Ontology annotation, molecular function: fatty acyl-[ACP] hydrolase activity; acyl carrier activity. The transcript has 7 exons.
AUUCCGCACAGCUUGCGAUUCCCGAACGAGCCUUUCCGUUUUGCAGCUCUCUCCCUCUCUCUCUCUCUCUCGCUCUCCUUCUCCCCUUCCUCUUACCUCUCCCUCUCUUCCUCCUCGCGGGGAGGUGAAGCCCUAAUUUCUAGGAACGAAGAGAAGAAGAGAAGAGGAGGAGGAAGAGGUCUUCGGAUUUGAAUGAGCUCCUUGAUCUCCUCUCUCGACGCGUAAUCUCUCUCAUCUCAUAUCCCCCAAUCGAAGCUGAUAGCCCCAUAUUCCGAUCAUGGCUGCUUCAAUCGCUGCCUCAGCCUUCUUCCCCAGCUCAUCGUCCUCAGCCACAUCUGCAAAAGCUUCAAAGAAUGCCAUCGGCGAUGGCCCUGAAAAUUUGGACGUCCGUGGCAUCGUGGCCAAACCCAACAACUCGCUUUCGGCGGCCAUGCAGGUUAAGGCCCAGGCCCAGACCAUUCCGAAGAUUAAUGGCACGCAAGUAAGCCUUAAAACAGGAAGCCAGAAGUGCGAGGAAGAAGCCGCUUCUUCAGCCCCGAGAACAUUCUACAACCAGCUUCCGGACUGGAGCAUGCUCCUUGCAGCCAUCACCACCAUUUUCUUGGCGGCUGAGAAGCAGUGGACGCUUCUGGAUUGGAGGCCGAAGCGGCCUGACAUGCUCGCUGAUGCAUUCAGCUUUGGGAGGAUUGUCCAGGAUGGUCUUGUUUUCAGACAGAAUUUUCCUAUUAGGUCGUACGAGAUCGGGGCCGAUCAAACGGCUUCUAUAGAGACGUUAAUGAAUCAUUUGCAGGAAACGGCACUCAACCAUGUGAGAAGCGCCGGACUCCUGGGAGACGGUUUUGGUGCUACACCAGAGAUGAGUAAAAGAAACUUGAUCUGGGUUGUCACUAAAAUGCAGGUCCUAGUUGAACGCUAUCCAUCCUGGGGAGAUAUUGUUAAUGUAGAGACAUGGGUUGGUCCGUCUGGAAAAAAUGGGAUGUUCCGAGAUUGGCAUGUUCGGGACUUCAACUCAGGCCAAACAAUCUUGAGAGCUACGAGCGUGUGGGUGAUGAUGAACAAGCUGACGAGGAGACUUUCGAAAAUGCCAGAAGAGGUUAGGGCUGAAAUAGGGCCAUAUUUUAUGGAGCGCUCUGCUAUCUUGGAGGAAGAUAGUGCAAAACUGCCAAAGCUUGGACAAAAGCGUGAUACUAAUGAUGCUGCACGUUAUGUUCAAAAGGGCUUGACUCCUCGAUGGGGUGAUCUGGAUGUUAAUCAGCACGUGAACAAUGUCAAAUAUAUUGGCUGGAUUCUUGAGAGUGCCCCAAUAUCGAUCUUGGAAAAACACGAGCUCGCCGGCAUGACCUUGGAAUACAGGAGGGAAUGCGGACGAGACUCUGUACUGCAGUCCCUGACCACCGUCUCCUCCGUUGAGUGCGCCGAGAAUUUUCCGGAAGUUUCUAUUCAGUGCGAGCAUCUGCUUCAGUUGGAGUCUGGUGAGGACAUUGUGAAGGCGCGGACUGUGUGGCGGCCGAAACGGCCCUUCAGCGAUGGAAACAUGGGCUCUAUUUCAGCUGAGAGUGCAUAAAAACUAUCUAUAGAGAGAGAGAGAGAGAGAGAGAGAGAGAGAGAGAGAGAUUGCUUCAUUCUGUUCUCAAUUCGCCGCGGAAUGGGAUGGUUGAGAGAGGGAAGUACUCUUGUCUAUGUUCUGUAAGUACCAAGUUUGUCUUUGUAGAGAGAAGAGGGGAGGAGAGGAGGGACCAUAUUGCUGGUGUGCUGGUUUUCUCUUCUUUUAUUUUUUUUUGUUCUUCCUUUUUUUUUUUUCCUAAUUUCUUUUCUUUUUCCCUCGUUUCCGUGCCCUGAUAUUAUGUUCUUGGGAUUCAACCUAGAUACCUGAUAUGUGUAUAAGUAUUUAACUGGUGCUGAUGCCUAAAUUUUGUUUCCAUAUAUUUUGGCAUGGAACUGUUUA